AUGAGUUUUGGUUUGCAGAACGCUACUAGUACGUUCCAAUGUUUUAUAGAUGAAGUUGUUCGUGGACUUGAUUUUGUUUUCGCGUAUGUCGAUGAUAUCUUCACCGCAAGUGAUACACAUGAAAAUCAUCUCCAGCACUUGUCUCAGCUUUUUCAACGUCUUCGCGACUAUGGUGUUCACUUUAAUCCAGACAAGUGUGUUUUCGGGCAAUCUUCUCUUGACUUUCUCGGUCAUUGUAUUGAUUCGAGUGGAAUCAAACCUCUCUCGUCUAAAGCUGAUGCAAUUCAGCGCAUCGCACCUCCUUCUUCUUUACGUCAACUUCGCCAUUUUUUGGAUCUUGACUCUUGGACACAUGUUUUUGUUCGAGAUGAUUCUGUCAAAGGACCUCUUGUUUCUCCUUAUAAAGGACCGUUUUGUGUGCUUUCCAGCACACCGAAAAUAUUCGAACUUGACAUUAACGGUCGUUUGGAGACCGUCUCUGUAGAUCAUCUUAAAAGGGCAUAUUUUGAGGUGUCCCCAUUUUUUGAUGACACCACUGCCACAACCACCUUUGAAUCUUCACAUGCACCUUUGACAACACCACCACUUACACAUGCACCUUUAUCAACACCAACUUUGGCAACACCACCUUCGUCGUUGCAACCUGCCUCGAACAAACCUUAUGUUACAAGGUCAGGCAGAACUGUUCACUGGCCAAAGAAACUUUCAAAGACUAUUUAUGUUUGA
Molecule: messenger RNA, 726 nt
Organism: Octopus sinensis (East Asian common octopus)
Lineage: Eukaryota; Metazoa; Mollusca; Cephalopoda; Octopoda; Octopodidae
Exons: 2
Coding region: 1-726 (241 amino acids)
Source: RefSeq, a predicted model, not a curated record